UUCGUUCUCUCUCGCUCCAUGCUAAUUUUCACCGGCCACCGAGCCGAGCGAGGGUCUUUGGAAAAUCUUUCUAAUUUACUCCGAGACCCCGAAUGAAAGAGCCACAUCUCAAUUGGUCCUCCAUUCAUUAUUGGGAAAGCUCUCCUUUCUUCGCUUCAGCUCAACUCCUCUAGGGUUUUUGUUUUUCCUCCACCAUAACUCAAAACUCAAAACUCAAUUACCCCAAUUCUCUCUCCUCUUCUUUCCGGCUUGUAUUGGAUAUCUGGACUUGAUUUUGGGAGUAACGAAGUGAGAUCGAUCAUAUGAAAUCCACGGGUUUCGUCAGGUUUUUCUCGAUUUGUUUCGUUCUCUGCAUUGGUCUCAAUCUCUGCCAUGCCGAGGAGCCCAAGAAAAACAAGUUCCGAGAACGAGAGGCCAGCGACGACGCCCUUGGUUAUCCCAACAUUGAUGAGGAUGCUUUGUUAAAUUCAAAGUGCCCUAAAAAUUUGGAGCUAAGAUGGCAAACGGAAGUUAGUUCCAGUAUUUAUGCUUCGCCUUUGAUCGCUGACAUUAACAGUGAUGGGAAGCUUGAAAUAGUGGUGCCUUCUUUUGUUCACUACCUGGAAGUUCUGGACGGCUCAGAUGGAGACAAAACGCCUGGUUGGCCUGCUUUCCACCAGUCAACUGUGCAUUCCAGUCCUCUCCUUUAUGAUAUUGACAAGGAUGGCACGAGAGAAAUAGCUUUGGCAACCUACAAUGGCGAAGUGCUUUUCUUCAGGGUGUCGGGCUACAUGAUGGUAGAUAAACUGAUAGUCCCUCGUAGGAAAGUUAAAAAGAACUGGUAUGUGGGUCUGGAUCCAGAUCCAGUGGAUCGUUCCCACCCGGAUGUUCAUGAUGACCAAAUUAUCCUGGAGGCUGAGAAGGCAAAAUCAGUGCAUCAAACAUAUGGAAAUAACUUAAGUAUUCCAAUUCCAGCUACUAUUUCAACAGGGGAUGAAAUAAAAUCAAAUGGAAGUCAAAUAGGAAUAGACAUCAAGCAACCUGCUAGUGCAAAUGAUUCAUCCGUAAACAUAAGUUCACCUGCAACUGUUACAAAUGGAACAAGCGCUGGGAGACGACUCUUGGAAGAUAGCAAUUCAGAAGGAUCUCAAGAGUCCAAAUCAAAAAACAAUGCUGACGAGGGUGUUCGUGCUGCGACUGUUGAAAAUGAAGGAGGUUUGCAAGAAGAGGCUGAUUCAUCGUUCGAUCUGUUACGUGAUAGUGAUGAGCUGGCUGAUGAGUACAGUUAUGACUAUGAUGAUUUUGUUGAUGAAUCAAUGUGGGGAGAUGAGGAGUGGAAGGAAGGGGAACAUGAAAAACUAGAGGACUAUGUGAACAUUGACUCGCAUAUCCUGUCUACUCCUGUCAUAGCAGACAUUGAUAAAGAUGGAGUUCCUGAAAUGAUUGUUGCCGUUUCGUACUUCUUUGAUCACGAGUAUUAUGGAGACUCAGAAAACUUGAAGGAGUUGGGUAACAUUGAUAUUGGGAAAUAUAUAGCUAGUUCAAUCGUUGUUUUUGAUCUUGAUACAAAACAAGUAAAGUGGACAGCUGAACUAGAUUUGAGUACAGACAAGGGAAACUUUCGUGCUUACAUAUACUCUUCCCCAACUGUCGUUGACCUGGAUGGCGAUGGGUUCAUGGAUAUUCUAGUCGGGACUUCUUAUGGCUUGUUCUAUGUCUUGGAUCAUCACGGCAAUGUCAGGAGAAACUUUCCUCUUGAAAUGGCUGAAAUUCAGGGAGGUGUUGUUGCUGCUGAUAUCAAUGAUGAUGGAAAAAUUGAAUUAGUGACUACUGAUACACAUGGAAAUGUUGCUGCGUGGACGGUGCACGGGGAAGAAAUUUGGGCAAAGCAUCUUAAGAGUUUGAUUCCACAGGGUCCUACUAUUGGUGAUGUUGAUGGAGAUGGCCAUACAGAUGUCGUGGUUCCAACAAUUUCUGGGAACAUAUAUGUUCUUAGUGGAAAGGAUGGAUCAUUUGUUCACCCAUAUCCAUAUAGAACUCACGGAAGAGUGAUGAAUAAAGUUCUUCUCGUAGAUCUGAAAAAACGUGGCGAGAAAGCCAAGGGACUCACACUUGUUACUGCAUCGUUCGAUGGUUAUUUGUACCUAAUAGAUGGACCAACAUCAUGUGCAGAUGUUGUUGAUAUUGGCGAAACUUCAUAUAGCAUGGUCUUGGCGGAUAAUGUUGAUGGUGGAGAUGAUCUUGAUCUAAUCGUGACAACCAUGAAUGGCAACGUUUUUUGCUUCUCAACUCCUGCCCCUCAUCAUCCCCUAAAGGCAUGGAGAUCUCCUAAUCAAGGUAGAAAUAACUUUGCACAUAGGCAUAACCGUGAAGGCAUAUAUGUUUCACAUUCAUCAAGAGCAUUCCGCGAUGAGGAAGGCAAGAGUUUCUGGGUGGACAUUGAGAUAGUAGAUAACUAUAGAUACCCAUCUGGGACACUAGGACCAUAUAAUGUCACAACCACCUUGUUAGUUCCUGGUAAUUACCAAGGAGAGAGAAGGAUAAAGCAAAACCAGAUUAUAAACAGUCCUGGAAAACAUCGUAUCAAGCUUCCAACAGUUGGAGUAAGGACAACGGGUACUGUUUUGGUGGAGAUGGUCGACAGGAACGGACUCUAUUUUUCAGACGAAUUCUCCCUAACAUUCCAUAUGUAUUACUAUAGACUGUUGAAGUGGCUCCUUGUCCUGCCAAUGGUUGGGAUGUUUGGUGUGCUCGUGAUUCUCCGCCCACAGGAGGCCAUGCCUUUGCCAUCAUUUUCACGAAACACUGACUUGUAAUAUUAGGUCACCCCAUGUCCACUUCUACACAGGUUGCGGAGUUCUUUGAAUGUCGUAGAAAUCUCCAUCUCAACCAAUGGCAGAAACAUGGCAACAACGUGAUGAUUAUCAAAAUAAUUUGAUCGCAAAACUCUGCUAUAGAAUUCAUUGGGCUAAAGUGUGGUUGGCUUGAGCUGAAAUUGAGAUUUGGAUGAUGGAUAAUCAGGAUAUGUAACAUAGAGAAUCUUGAGUUGAACUAUAUAGAGUUUUUCAAAUCACCAAAUCUACUUUUUUGGUUCUGUUCAUUGGGGAGUUUUCAAGCUGUUAUUGUUUAGAGGAAAUGGAUAAUUACUACAGGGAAAUUUGUGCAUAUCUUAUUACUACAUGGUUGCAUUCGUGCAGGUCGUUAAAUCUUUAAGUUGCAAA
This is a messenger RNA of Morus notabilis, 3200 nucleotides long. Its product is annotated as protein DEFECTIVE IN EXINE FORMATION 1. Lineage: Eukaryota; Viridiplantae; Streptophyta; Magnoliopsida; Rosales; Moraceae. Gene Ontology annotation, molecular function: protein binding. The record is from RefSeq and is a predicted model, not a curated record. The transcript has 13 exons. Bases 303 to 2795 code for a protein of 830 amino acids.